This is a messenger RNA of Xiphophorus couchianus (Monterrey platyfish), 3785 nucleotides long. RefSeq names its product chloride channel, voltage-sensitive 1b (gene clcn1b). Gene Ontology annotation, cellular component: plasma membrane. Bases 384 to 3347 code for a protein of 987 amino acids. Lineage: Eukaryota; Metazoa; Chordata; Actinopteri; Cyprinodontiformes; Poeciliidae. The record is from RefSeq and is a predicted model, not a curated record. Gene Ontology annotation, molecular function: voltage-gated chloride channel activity. The transcript has 23 exons. Gene Ontology annotation, biological process: transmembrane transport; chloride transport.
UUCUGUUGGGGUGUGUGUGUGUGUGUGUGUUAUUAGGUGUCUGCAGUUCUAAUAAAGGAAAGAGCUGUGUCCCUCUCUGCCUCAUCAGAUGGCUUUGCUCUGCUUUGUCUGUCCGUCUCAUUUCUGUCUGUCAGUCCUGAAGUGGAGCCGGGCUGCUCACAGCCUCUGGACCAUCAGGAGAGGAGCGCCUCCACCAGUCGUCUCAUCCGCUUAGUGUUUCGCUCUCCUCAGCCAGGAGACUGAGAAGCAGAAGAUGUUUGUGUGCUUAUUUGACCUGGUGUGAAGAGUACGUAUAAGACUGCGCGGUGCAUGGUGUUUGACAACGCCGUUGGAAAUGCUGGGGUGUCCAGCGAGGUUAUUUUUGGAUCAGUGACAGCGCGUCAAUGGCUGCAGAUGCGUCGCAAAGGAAGGCUCUGAGAUACCAGCAGACCCUGCUGUACGGGGAGUACAGGGAGCAGCUUGGAAACUUGGCCCGACGGGAGGCCGCCCGCCUGCUGACAGAGAGACAAUGGAGAAGACAAACCGGGGAAAACACCUCGGCCACGGGCCGCAGAGGCCUCGGCCGGCGGCAUCACCUCCAUCAGAACCCUGCCAUCUUGGAGUCACAUCAAAGCCACAACUCCUCCACCAAGAAGCCUCAGCCCUACUCCAAAUGCCAGGACUGUUUGGCUCGAGUGAGGCGGUACAUUGUGACGAAGAUGGGGGAGGACUGGAUAUUUUUGAUCCUUCUGGGUCUGACUAUGGCUCUGGUCAGCUGGAGCAUGGACUACGCCAGUGCCAAGAGUCUACAAGCCUACAAAUGGAUACAUGGAGAACUUAAGGGCAAUGUGCCGCUGCAGUACCUUGCCUGGGUUACAUAUCCCAUAAUCCUCAUCGUUUUUGCCUCGCUCUUCUGUCAUCUGGUUUCCCCUCAGGCCAUCGGUUCUGGCAUCCCAGAGCUCAAAACCAUCCUGAGAGGCGUAGUCCUGAAAGAGUACCUGACCCUCAAAGCCUUCAUAGCUAAAGUCAUCGGCCUGACUGCUGCUCUCGGCAGCGGGAUGCCAGUGGGCAAAGAGGGUCCGUUUGUCCACAUAGCCAGCAUCUGUGCCGCGGUGCUGAGCCGAUUCAUGUCCAUCUUCUCUGGAGUGUAUGAGAGUGGCAUCCAUAACAAGGACCUGCUGGUGUGUGCGUGUGCGGUGGGAGUGGCCACCUGUUUUGCUGCUCCUAUAGGAGGAGUGCUGUUCAGUAUUGAGGUCACGUCUACCUACUUUGCUGUGAGGAAUUACUGGCGGGGAUACUUUGCUGCCACAUUCAGUGCCUUCAUAUUCAGGGUGCUUUCUGUUUGGAACAAGGAUGCUGUCACAAUCACAGCUCUUUUCAAAACCAACUUCAGGAUGGAUUUCCCCUUUGACCUGCAGGAGUUACCAGCAUUUGCAAUCAUAGGGAUCUCCUGUGGCUUUUUGGGAGCGUUCUUUGUUUACUUAAACAGACAGGUGGUUCUCUUCAUGAGAAGACCAACCGCUCUCACACGCUUUCUAACCAAACAUCGUUUGAUCUACCCAGGGGCGGUGACGCUCAUCAUUGCCACCUUCACAUUUCCUCCUGGGUUUGGGCAGUUCAUGGCUGGAGAGCUGAUGCCCAGAGAGUGCAUCAACUCUCUUUUUGAUAAUUUCACCUGGACCAAAAUCUCUGACCCGGCUGCUGCCCCCGGCCUCGGCCGCUCCGCCGCCUGGCUGCAUCCUCAUGUCAGCGUCUUCCUCGUCCUUCUCCUCUUCUUUGUCAUGAAGUUCUGGAUGUCAGCAGUUUCCACCACGAUGCCUAUCCCCUCUGGCGCCUUCAUGCCAGUCUUCAUUUUAGGAGCUGCUUUCGGCCGCCUCGUCGGGGAGAUCAUGGCCACUCUUUUCCCGAACGGGAUACUGUUCGAUGGGAUAGUUUACCGCAUCCUGCCAGGAGGCUACGCUGUGAUUGGAGCUGCAGCCAUGACGGGCGCCGUCACUCACACGGUUUCCACGGCGGUAAUCUGCUUCGAGCUGACUGGUCAAAUCUCCCAUAUCUUACCUAUGAUGGUGGCAGUCAUCCUGGCCAACAUGGUGGCCCAGGGUCUGCAGCCGUCUCUGUACGACUCCAUCAUCCAGGUCAAGAAGCUGCCCUACCUGCCUGAGCUGGCUCUCGGGCACAUCAGCAAGUAUAACAUCUUCGUGGAGGACAUCAUGGUGCGCAAAGUGAAAUUCUUGUCCUCCCAAUCCACUUUUCGGGAAUUAAACCACCUGUUGGAAAGCACAACGUUGAAAACGAUCCCGCUGGUUGACUCUAAAGAAUCCAUGAUCCUCCUUGGCUCGAUUGAGAGGACGGAGCUUCAGGCUGUCUUAGACUGGUGGCUCUCUCCAGAAAGACGAGUCUUUGAAAGAGGUCCCAGUUCACCGGGGCAAGGCUCCAAACUCAGCUGGGAGUCCUUCAGUUUUGUAGAUGAAGAGGGAGAAGAAAGCAGUGACAAGGCUGUCUCUCCUGUGCAAGAAGGAUGCAACGGACCCAUCCCGGCCCCAAAUCCCCAGGAGCCAGCCACCAACCACACAGGAUCAGACAAACGCAAGCUGUCGUCUGUCAGGAGGACUCUUCAGAGACUCUUCUCCUCGUCGUCCUCGUCAGGCCAGACUGAAACUCAGGAAGACGUGCCUCCUCCACUUACUGACACCAUGUCCCCCGAGGAGAUCAAAGCUUGGGAAGAAGAAGAACUGGACAAACCAGUCGAUAUGGAGGAGAUACGUAUAGAUCCCUCCCCGUUUCAGCUGGUGGAAAGGACGUCGUUGCACAAGACACACACUUUGUUCUCCCUGCUGGGUCUCAGUCACGCCUACGUCACCAGCAUCGGGAAGCUGGUGGGAGUCGUGGCACUCAAAGAGCUGCAGAAGGCCAUAGAGGGCUCGACUCGCAGUGGCGUGCGGCUUCGUCCCCCUCUGGCAAGCUUCAGAGACGCCAGCAGGAAAACCAAGAAGCACCAGCCUCCCUCGUCCUCAGCCGCUUCCUCACCCACGCGGGACAGAGACCUGUGGGGAGAGGGGAGCCGAAGAGAGAGCGAGUUGCUGAGGAGGGAGUCCAGGGAUAAUUCCUGGGGAAUGUCUCCGUCUCUUAGAGGAACUCCUGGGUCUGAAACAGUCCCCUCGCCUCCCAGCAGUGUGGGGAGCAGCAGCAGGAGCUCCACCAAGGCAAGAGGAGCAGAAGGAGUGUCUCAGGAGGCUGCGUCCCCUUCAACCUCCUCCUCAUCCUCCCCUUCACCUCCCAUGUCCCCCGUGUCACAUACUAGCCCGGUCCUCACACUGUCCUCCCUGCAGGAGGAGAGAGAGAGUGAGGAGUCUGAUGAACAAUUGUAAGAGAACCAGGGAGGAAACAUGGAGAAGGAACUUUACUUUUUUUGUGAUUUCACUCCUUCUCUUCAGAGACAGAACAGUCUGAACGGUGGAGUCAAGCUUCCUGCAGCCCUUAAUGACUCUCAGCCACCGGGAUGAACUGGUCUACACAAACCCAUCUUGAAACAUUUAGUCCUGGAUAGUUUUUAUUUUGUUCUAUUUUCACAGAAAUCUCACUUUUUCACUUCUGAAUCUCAGGUGUCUUCCUGUUUGACCUGCAAACAGCCACAAAUCAUGGAUGUUUCACCUCUGUCCAAAUCCAAGGUGGAUGGAGAUGAAUCUGUUCAGUUCAUUAUGUACAUGUGAGCUACUGACAGCUAUGAACUGUGCAAUAAUGAAUGAAUUAAAAACUGAAUUAAUUUGGUCAAAUGGUCAAGAGAUUGGGCAUUUAAAGUUAAUUAA